Molecule: messenger RNA, 2362 nt
Organism: Periophthalmus magnuspinnatus
Lineage: Eukaryota; Metazoa; Chordata; Actinopteri; Gobiiformes; Gobiidae
Gene: c5h1orf159
Product: chromosome 5 C1orf159 homolog
Exons: 9
Coding region: 153-842 (229 amino acids)
Source: RefSeq, a predicted model, not a curated record
AAACCCGGAAGUACAAACGACAAACGAAAGCAGGUGGCUACCUAGAGCCGUGGUGACUACUGUCAGAUACGUAAAAUCAGUGAUUCGGGGUUUUUUUUGUUUGUUUUUUUUGUUUUGUUUUUUCAGUCUCAACACAAAUGAUUGUCUGGUAAAUGCAAACUGGUAUCCGACUCUGUCUGAUCUAUUCAGGGUACCACUCUGGAGUCUGGACAGGUCAAAGCCUAGCUACUGUUUGGCUGGGUGAAAGCAUGGCUUUGUCAUUUCUGUUGGUCUUGGCUGCAACAGUUAUUCUCAUUCGACCAGAAACACCUGUAACUAAGGCUUUACACCAGAAUUCACUGGAGUGUUGCAGUGACAGGCAGCAGAGACCAAACAGCACUUGUUCAAAUGAUACUCACUGUGAACCAGGAUGCUUUCUGCGGGUCUUGGAGAACAGCAACACUGUUUGCAUAUUCUGUGACUCUGCAGCUGCAGAAUUGGAAAACAUGACAGCCUGCACCUACAACUACACAGUGGAAAAAAAGAAUCACACCACAGUCACUACAGUCAUUCCUGAAAUUGGAGGACCAGGUGUGGCGGCUUCUCUUCUUCUUGGAACAUUAUUAAUCAGCUUGUUCCUCAUUCUCUCAGUUGCCUCCUUUUUCUACCUCAAACGUUCAAAUCGACUCCCAAGCAUUUUCUAUCGACGCAAUAAAGCUUUUAUAUUCCAACCAAGUGAGACUGCAGUCAUGAUACCUUCCACAUCAGCGAGAAAGACCAGAUAUGUGAGGAGAGAGCGACCAUCAGCAUCAUCUACUCUGAAUAGUGCCUCCAUUUCCACAGCAGCCACUACACAAGCUUAACCUGUAGAGGGAGCUGGAGACCUCAGGAACGAUGUAGGGGCAAAUUUUAAUAAUUCCAGAGUAUGAUGAGCAAUCAUUCAAACAGUAUAUCUUAAGUUGCCAAAUAUACUGUAGCUGCUAUUUCACAUUGACUGUUAAUAGUAUAGCUAUAGAUUACAAACAUUUUUCAUUAGCACUAUAAAACCAAAAUCAGCAGUGCAAUACAUAUUGCUUGAGCUAAAUGUGUCAACGGCUUUUAAGUUUUGACUACAUAAUUCUGUUUGUGUUUUUUUUUUUUGCUUUUUUGUAAGCCCUACUUUUUUAGUUUUUAGUUGUAGUAAGAGUUAGAUAGUGGUUGGCGAGAAUGGAAUCUAUAGACAUAUUCUAAUGGUGAACUUGUUGACCAGCAGAGUAAAUUGAUAGAGAAAUACUGACAGAUUUGUGGAUGUUUUUAUAUGCAGGACAUGUAAUAUUUAUUUCCUAUUUGUAACAAUGCACUGAGUUUUUAUACAGGCGAGAACAAUGUGCUUAGGGUAGAUUUGAGAUGUACAUAUUGGAUGUUUUUUAUUGUUAUCAUUGCAGCUUUCUUUUAUUUAUUUGGUGUAUCUUGGACACAUUGGAUAAGUGAAUGUAUUUUAUAAGUGUAACAGUGUCACAGCUGUAAGAAUCAUUCCAUGAGCUGUGAUACUGAUCAACAAAGAUUAUGGAAAUUUAUUUUGGAAUUUUAUCCAACUUCAGAUUAUUAUUGAUCACAUCGAGUAUUUAUUUAUUGUUGGUUUAAUUUUGAUGUUUAUGGUGGUUUCUGUCAAGUUGUAUUUGGUAUCUGAUAAAACACUACUAAGAAUAGUUAAUAAUUACAUUAUCUUAAAUUUGUUGUUUGUUCAUAUAGACUCUAUGUAGAUAUUUAUGAUGAAUUUCAUUAGAAUCAAAAAAAGUAUAAGAAUAUUCCAUUUUACAAUUAUUUGAUGAUGUGAACCUGAAGCCCAAAUACUGCUCAGUGCAUAUUACAAAUAUUAUUCUAAUAUAUUUAUAUCAGACCAUUACAAAACAGUGCACUUUACUUGUGCACUUUGCCUAAAAUAUAUGUUGCCAUUAAGUGUAAUUAAAUCUAUAUUAAUUGUUGCAAUGGUGACAAUUAUAGUUGCACUGAGUAUUACUUGACUAGUUUUUGCCUAAAUCAAGUUUUUGCCUUUUUGUGCCAUUAUAAGCUUUCAGUAAUACUAAAAUACAUUAUUCAUUUGAAUCUAGUCCAGUGGCCUUCUGUAAAAUGUAAAGGCUAUACUUCACAACAACACUAAAAGCCAAUUUCCAAAUCAAGUAAGCGCUGUGAUCCAUUGUAGAUUUUCCAUUUAUUUUGUAUAUUUGUCAUUCUAUUACCAUGAAGAAUAUAUUGUAGAUGUAAAGUAUUGUUUACAAAUAAAGAUCUUUUCUAUAAAGAUUAUGGUUUGUAGUGAGUACAUACAUAAUAUUUAAUGGUGAUGACAUUGGUACAGAGUUGAAAGUGUAGGUGCACAACUUAAAAUUACUGACAUUGGAAUACA